Mangifera indica (mango) is the source of this 1672-nucleotide messenger RNA. Its product is annotated as double-stranded RNA-binding protein 2-like. Lineage: Eukaryota; Viridiplantae; Streptophyta; Magnoliopsida; Sapindales; Anacardiaceae. The transcript has 3 exons. The coding region runs from base 216 to 1517 and encodes 433 amino acids. Gene Ontology annotation, molecular function: double-stranded RNA binding. The record is from RefSeq and is a predicted model, not a curated record.
AUCCUCACUUUCUUUUUGUCGUCAUUUUACCCCCCUUCUCUUCUCUCUUUCUCUGCAAUCUCCCUCUCCUCUUCAUCGGCACCAUCAAAACCCUCCAACUCUCGACCCGACCCGCUUUCUCUUUAAUCCGAUCUGGCUUCAACUUCGCCUCUCAUUUCCGUCCUGGUUUUCGACUUCAACAAACACUAGUGGAGUAAAGCGAGUUGGGUUUCGAAAUGUACAAAAACCAGCUGCAAGAGCUGGCGCAGAGGAGCUGCUUCAAUCUCCCCUCCUACACGUGCAUUCGGGAAGGUCCCGACCACGCGCCUAGAUUUAAAGCUACUGUUAACUUUAACGGUGAGAUCUUCGAGAGUCCUCACUACUGUUCUACUCUCCGUCAGGCCGAACACUCCGCCGCUGAAGUCGCUCUCAACUCACUCUCCCACCGUGGGCCCUCCCCCUCGCUCGCCGCUAGGAUCCUGGAUGAGACAGGGGUUUACAAGAACCUCCUACAGGAAAUUGCACAAAGAGUUGGAGCACCAUUGCCACAAUAUACAACAAUUAGGUCAGGCCUUGGACACCUACCCGUUUUUAAAGGUAUGGUAGAAUUGGCUGGAAUAACAUUUACAGGAGAACCUGCCAAGAACAAGAAGCAAGCAGAGAAGAACGCUGCUAUGGCAGCUUGGACAUCUCUAAAACAAUUGGCAAAAGAAACUGCAAGUUCUUCGACUGAGCCAGAGAACAAUGAUGAGUUAGAGCAGAUUACCAUAGCACGGGCCUUAUUGAAUUACCGGCUGAAAGAAAAGAUGGCAAUGGCAAACUCCCGUGAUGCUCCCAUACCAUUUACAAAGAAAUUUCCUGUUCAGAGCCCUAGACCAACAAGUCCACAACCUCCGGCUACCGCAUCAAAAAUCCUACCUUUAAUUUGCCCAAAGGCAGCUUCUCGACACAGACCAGCAUCCACAGCAAUGAAUGAUAAACAAGUGCUGCCAGUACAUCCAUCAGCUGCAGAUGGCCGAGGGACUCGACCUCAAAGAUUCCCUGCAGCAGGAGCAGCUCCUUAUGUUCCCAUUCGCCAAUUCAGGACUUGUCAUGGUAUAGCCCCACCAGUAACAGUACGAACUGCAGUGCCUUGUUUCUCUGCACCUCCACUUCCACCUCCAUCUGUGCUUCCUCAUCAAGUGAUGCGAGCCCCACCUGUACGAAUUGCUCCACCUGUCACUAUUAGACAGGCUGUGCCUGCAUAUACUGCUCCACAGGUUCGUAAAGAUGAUUCUAAUACUCCUCGUAAAGAUCACCCAGCCACAAUUGUUUCUGCUAUUCGAAAAGAUCCUCAAAAGGUAAUUGAGUCCGCAAUCCAAAAGGAAGUUUUUCCAGCUGUUGUUGAUCCUCCCAUUCUUAAAAAAGAUCCUCCAACCAUCAAUGCUCCUGCCACGCCAGAUAGAACACCAUGCCAAGUAGAGAAAAAUGAAAUAAUAACCCUGACAAGUCUGGAAGAAACUGAAGCAGUACAAAGCUUGGGAGAACUUAAGAUUUGAUAGCUUUUUAGGGAUGAACAAUAGGAAAACAGUUCAGGGUUUUGUGUUGGGCAUAAGUUUGUUUUGUAUUCAUCUCUCAUCUCGUCAUAUGAGUGUCUUGUCUUGUCUUAGCCAUUUUACAUUUUUGUUAUCAAAGAUCCAGUUUCUGCAGGUUA